Molecule: messenger RNA, 1038 nt
Organism: Ostertagia ostertagi
Lineage: Eukaryota; Metazoa; Nematoda; Chromadorea; Rhabditida; Trichostrongylidae
Source: the annotation of a GenBank genome assembly
AUGGUAGCUUAUCGUAUUCGAAAUCGGAGCGGUACAACGACGGGGGAGGAGGAGAGAAUGUUGCGCAAUGCGCGUAUUUUUAUGAAACAUGGUUUUCGUUCAAUGUUUUGCAGCGAUAUGCAUUGUCAAUCACACCAUCUUUUACAUAAAUUUCCUUUACAGUACUCAUGUAUCGACUCUAGUCCGAUCUCGAUGUACAUAUCGCAUCCGUUUUGGAAUUGGCUAGUCACUUUUUAUCCGAGAACAUGGGCUCCAAAUGUGCUUACGCUUCUCGGAUGGUCACUUGUGAUGGGUUGUUUUCUGUUGGAAUCAGUGCUUGACUACGAUCUCACCGCAAAUAAUGAAGGAUCUGAUCAUCCUGUUCCUAACUGGUUCUGGUUAACAGCAGCGAUUUGUACCUUCCUUGGUUACACCUUAGACGGUACAGAUGGGAAGCAAGCAAGGCGAAUAGGUGCUUCUGGACCUACUGGAGAGUUGUUUGAUCACGGUCUUGAUUCGUGGUCUACGGUGCCAUUCACAAUCACCAUCUUUUCUGUAUUUGGAAGAGGUGAAUUCAGGUACUUCACCUCUUUUCGUAUUGUGACUGAUUCAUGGUCAAAUUCCUCUAACAGCGCUACUUUUAGCGUCUCUCCUGUACAUCUGCUGUGUAUUUUAAUAAGUGUACAGAUUGUGUUCCUUGUUACGCAUUGGGAGAAGUACAACACAGGUGUUCUAUAUCUCUCAUGGGGUUACGAUGCUAGUCAAUACGCAUUAACAUUUGUUUAUCUAUUUACUUAUCUUGUUGGUUAUGAGUGGUUCAAAUUUUAUGUCUACAAAAACAUUACUUUUGCCGAUAUUUUUGAGGCCAGCUUUUAUGCUUGUUGUCUUGGAUCUUUAAUAAUGUCUGGUUAUAACAUGUGGUAUUCGUAUGCUGUGGAUCACACUUUUAAACAGAAAUCUGUGUAUGAAGCAGUUCGUCCGGUGAUUCCUUGUGUCAUGCUGUUUGCUGUCUCCAUAUCGUGGGCUGUGUUCUCUCGCACUGAUGUCUUGCGGAACUGA